Neohortaea acidophila is the source of this 1039-nucleotide messenger RNA. Its product is annotated as Alpha/Beta hydrolase protein. Gene Ontology annotation, cellular component: cytoplasm. The coding region runs from base 98 to 880 and encodes 260 amino acids. The transcript is spliced from 4 exons. Gene Ontology annotation, biological process: protein depalmitoylation. Lineage: Eukaryota; Fungi; Ascomycota; Dothideomycetes; Mycosphaerellales; Teratosphaeriaceae. Gene Ontology annotation, molecular function: carboxylic ester hydrolase activity; palmitoyl-(protein) hydrolase activity. The record is from RefSeq and is a predicted model, not a curated record.
CCCAAGCCGAGGAAGUGUUGCAUCACGACAUGCUCCGCUAGACCGAUCUUCGACGAUAAUAUUUCCGCAGAGUGUCCGACCCCGACACUACACCAAUAUGGCUGAGAGACAGCGCCGCAUGACGCUUCCCAGCACUCCUGGAAGAAUAGACCCCAUUCACAAACAUGCUGUGAAGCCGGUCGAGGAUCCUGCACACGGCGCUGCCUUCAUCUUCGUCCACGGCUUGGGAGACAACGCGGAGGGGGUGCAGAACGUCGCCGAGCAGUUCCAGCAAAACCACAAACUCGACUACAUGCAUUGGAUCAUCCCGAAUGCGAAAGAGAACCGGGAUGCAGGAGAUACAGCUUGGUACACACCCAACAAACUCGAAGUCCACCCCAGUCGACCCGAGCUCGAAGACGACGAAGACGAGGAUGGCAUGUUCGAGACGGUCAAAUACCUCGAGAGCCUGAUUGAGGCGUGCGAGAAGAAGGGCAUCCCCUCCAACCGCAUCGUCCUCGGCGGCUUCAGCCAAGGGUGUGCGAUGAGUCUGUUGACCGACCUGAUCAGCAAGCGGUACAGCGGGAGGUUGGCGGGGAUUGUGGGCUUGAUGGGCUACCUGCCACUGGCAAGAGGGCAACAACUGCAAGAUCUCCGCUCCCACGCAGGUCUGCCGCCGGUGGUGGGCGAGGUGCCGGUGUUUAUCGCGCGCGGGUUGAAGGAUCCUUUGAUCCCGACCUCGGUGUGGAAACGGAGUCUGGAGAAGCUGAAGCUCCUGGGCCUGAACGAGGAGGCCAUGGAGGUGCACGAAUAUGAGGGCCUGGGCCACACGUUGCAUGGCAAGCUUUUGCAGGACAUGUGCAACUGGUUAGAGCGAGUCGUGCCCAAGUUAGAAGACUGAUAGCCCGGGGGGAGCUCAAGCCGCAUCAACUCGGCAGUGGAAAGAGAAUCCGGCAAAUUCUAUCCACAUCUUGAAACAAUCUCUCUUUUUCAAGCCUGUUGUGACUACCAUGAGAUCUUGUUGAAUUUUUACCGUUGAUGAUUCGAAUGUCAGACCGAG